AGGUUUAGAAACAGUUUUUGGAAUAAGUAUUUUUAAGAAAAAUAAUACAAUGAAAUGAACAUUUCCGAACACUGAAUCGCAUCUUUUUUCUAUCAACCAAGUUGACUUUUUUAUAAUAUAUGAACAGCAACUGAUUAAACUGUUUAGUGUAAUUCUUCAAAACACUAUUUCAAAACACUCUUGAUAUUUUGUUGUUUUUAUGGGGGAAAAAAAGAACAAAUGCUUUUCGACCUAUGUUUUUGAUCUUUCGUUCUUUAAUAAUUAUUUUUGGUGACUUGAACAACCAAAAAAAUUUAUAAGCAAAAGUGGAUUAAUCUUGCAUGCAUGAUUUCAAUUUAGAUACUUGAAAAAUUCUCAUUUUUUCCAUAAAAAAAAAAUUACUCAAAGUAGUUACGAUUUGUAUUUUUUAAUAUGUACUUAUUUUAUGUUGCUCACUUGCAGUUCAUUAAAAUCUGGUAAUGAUUUGGUUGAUUUUAUCUUUUGUGACUAUUUUGUCACUUGGUUACAUAUUUUUAAUUUAUCGCAAACCUUCUAUUUUUAUUAAAAAGAAAAGUACUGUUCUUUUUGUAAUUGCACAUCCUGAUGAUGAAUGUAUGUUUUUCGCUCCCACAAUUUUAAGUAUUCUGAGAAGAAACUUUGAAGUUUAUGUGCUGUGUUUAUCAUCUGGUGGAUACCAGUUUGAAAGUAAUGUACGAAAGCAGGAGUUGAGGAAGAGUUGUCAGACUCUUGGAAUUCCUGGAGGUAACUUAACAAUUAUUGAACACAGCCAACUUCCUGACAAUCCAAAGAGAAAGUGGAAUCAAAUCAAAGUUGGGAAAAUAAUUCUGAAGUAUUCUUUUAAACUUUCAGCAAAUGUUAUCAUCUCGUUUGACGAAGGUGGUGUAAGCGGUCAUUCAAAUCAUAUUGCCAUUUGUGAAGGAUUAAAGUAUUUGAAUGCAGAAUCAUUGAUCCCUAUAGACUGUGAUGUUUAUUUAUUGAAGUCAGUGUCAAUAUUGCAGAAAUAUUUUGCAUUUUUAUUUGCUCUCCUAAAUUAUCUUCAAGAUGAAUUUUGUGUCAUUUCAAGUUACCAAGAUGUUAAAAUUACUUGGAAGUGCAUGAAAAUCCACUGUUCUCAGUACGUAUGGUUCAGGAGGCUAUACAUAACAUUUUCAAGAUAUGUAUACAUCAACACAUUUAAGAAACUAUGAUUAUUAUUGUUCAUCUGUGGUCAGAGAAGACUUGGUUCAAGUUAGUCAGAUGUUAGUUGUUGAUAAAAUUUUUAAAUCUCAUUUUUAUCAUCUGAUAAAUUGAUGUUGGGUUCGCACAAAAGCAUCAUUCCAUUCUCAACAACACUCAUGUUUACAAAUGACUCAAAUGUAAAUAAAAUAAUUAUAAAUGUGUGA
Parasteatoda tepidariorum (common house spider) is the source of this 1382-nucleotide messenger RNA. RefSeq names its product phosphatidylinositol glycan anchor biosynthesis class L (gene PIG-L). Gene Ontology annotation, molecular function: N-acetylglucosaminylphosphatidylinositol deacetylase activity. Gene Ontology annotation, cellular component: endoplasmic reticulum. The record is from RefSeq and is a predicted model, not a curated record. NCBI's taxonomy places the organism in Eukaryota, Metazoa, Arthropoda, Arachnida, Araneae, Theridiidae.